Molecule: messenger RNA, 4674 nt
Organism: Apis mellifera (honey bee)
Lineage: Eukaryota; Metazoa; Arthropoda; Insecta; Hymenoptera; Apidae
Product: integrin alpha-8
Exons: 25
Coding region: 84-4259 (1391 amino acids)
Biological process (GO): cell adhesion mediated by integrin; proteolysis; integrin-mediated signaling pathway
Cellular component (GO): external side of plasma membrane; integrin complex
Molecular function (GO): integrin binding; metalloendopeptidase activity
Source: RefSeq, a predicted model, not a curated record
CAAAAUUUAAAAAAAUUUUAAAAAGCUUAUUAAAAAAUUAUAUUGCUAUAAUGAUUUUAUUCUUUAAUUGUAUCAUAUAAAUAAUGUAUUUCAACUAUCUUUUGCUGACAACUAGUAGAACUUUAACAUAUACAAGAAAUAAUCUAUCAUAUAGUAUCAUUUCUGGAACAUUUUCUCAUCAAUAUAAAAGGUCUGUAAAAAAAUGGCAAUAUUUAAAGCUUCAAAUAUCAAAUAUUCAUACGACUCAAAAGCUUUGUUAUCCUACAUCUUUAACUAUAUGCCUUGGUUCAAUUUUAUGUGGUUAUUAUGUAAGAAAAUGGUGGUUGAGACAACCAUUUAUGCAACAACAAAUGUAUAUAACAUGGUUUAAGCAAAAGAAACAUAUUUUUUAUGGUUCUUUGGCUUUCUUAUCAUUUAUUUUAUUUAUUUAUUGUUUAACAUGUUUUGAGAAGGAUCGAAUAUUGAAGAAACGACGUUUUAUUUUAUUUAAUCAAGAUCUACGAAUUAAAAAUGCUAAAAUUCUUUUUAGAGUGAUAGUACAAAAUAAAGAAAAUGUAGUACCAUUAAAUGAUCCUAAAUAUACAAUUGUUGGCAAUGCAAUAAAAAAAUUAAUAGAUUCUAACAAAGAAAUUUUUGAAGGAUUGGAUUGGACAGUAACUAUAAUUUAUCGUAUAUUUAAUAUGGCAUCACUUCCUAAUGUUUUGAUUUUACCAGAUAGAAGUAUUAUUAUACUUUCUGAUAUGUUUGAUCUCAUUAAAAGCAAUGAUCAAUUAAUAUUUAUUUUAGCUCAUGAAAUGUCACAUGAAAUGCUUCUUCAUACAUCAGAAACAUUAUCUUUCGGAAUACUAAAUGACAUUGCAACUAUUAUCUUUUCAUUUCUAAUUUGGAUAUUUUAUCCAAGAAGAAUAGCAGCCAUACUUUGUUCAAGUUUUUAUGUAUUUUCUUCAAUUAUUUUUGCUUGGUAUAGAAGAUCAUCUGAACUUGAAGCUGAUGAAAUUGGAAUGGAAUUAGCUGCAAAAGCUUGUAUUGAUCCUAGAGAAAUUUUAGUAUUCUGGGAGAUUAUGAAAGUAUUUGAAGAGCUUAGUAAAGCAGAUAAAUUUGAAAUACCAUUAUUUAUGCAUCAUCCUACUUUAAAGAAAAGAAAGAAAAGAACUAUUAAACUAAUGCCUAAGAUUUUGAAAAUAAGAAAACAAGCCAAGUGUCCUGAAAUACCUGAAAAGGAUCCUCAAGAUAAUUUACCAAAUUAUAUAAAGGAUAUCGAAAAAUUUGUAUUCAAAGAUUCAAGAAUUUUAGUUGGAGCACCAAAAGGAAAUUAUUCUUGGUCUUCAUCAAAAAGAUUAUCUUAUUUGAUUGAGCCUGGUAUUGUGUAUCGUUGUGAAAUCGAAAAUUCACAUUUGUAUCGUGGAAUUGAAAAUCAUAAAUGUCAAGAAAUUAAACCAGAAAAAAUUGAAAAUGAAAAAGGAUAUAUAACGCAACUCGGAAUGAUGAUGUGGAUACGAAAGCAAUAUGGAUGGUUCGGAAGUGCAAUUGCAAUAGAUAGAAUAAAUGGAAUUUUAACAGCAUGUGCACCACGAACAAUUGUGGCACUUUUAUAUAAAUCUUUAGAUAAUAAUUUGGAAACUAUGCAAGGGAUGUGUUACAAUGGAAAAAUUUCUUCAAAUACUCUGAUAAUCGAAGAGAAAGAUCUUAAGUUUUAUGAUUUUAUGUCAACAUUUUGGUAUAAUCCGAUACAUGGUUUUUCUGUUCAUUAUGCAUCGACAAAGCAAAACGAAAAAAGAAAAAAGAAGAAAAUAAAUCGUAUCAUAGGAGAACCAAAACAUGAAGAUUAUGGAACUGUAGAUAUACAAUAUUCAAAUAAAAGAAUGACUGUGCAGUUACCAUUAAAUGACGAUUUAUCUCAAUUUGGAUACAGCGUUGAAUCUGGUUAUUUCUUUAAAAGGGAUCAAUUACUAUUCGCAAGUGGAGCACCAGGUUGGAAGUAUAAAGGCUCGGUCGGAAUAAUUAAUCCAGCAUCGAAUAUAUCAAUCAUCACGAAAUUAUAUGGUACUCAUAUUGGCGAAUAUUUUGGAGCCAGUUUGGCUGUAGGAGAUUUAAAUAAAGAUGGUUUGGAUGAUCUUCUUAUUGGAGCACCCUAUUGGGGAGAAGAUACCGGUAGAGUAUAUAUAUAUCUUGGUACAUCCAAGGAACAAUUUGAAAUGGCUGUGAUUUUACAUGGAGUUGCAGAAGGAGGACAUUUUGGAUAUGCCAUAGCUAGUGGUGAUUUAGAUGCUGAUGGAUAUGAUGAUAUUAUUGUGGGAACACCUUGGGAAGAUGAUGGAGUUGUUUAUGUGUUUAAUGGAACUCCAGAUUUAAAGAAUACGAAUUUAAAAAAAUCGCAACGAAUCGAAGCUGUAAAAUUAUUUAAAUAUAAUUCUUCACGAAGAAUACUUCGAUUUGGAUUUUCAAUAUCAAAACCGAUUGACAUUGAUAAAAAUGGAUAUUUGGAUAUCGCAAUUGGAGCAUACAAAUCAGAUCAUGCUAUUAUAUUACGUAGCAAACCAAUAUGGAAAACAGAACUUUUCAUUGAGACUAUACCUAAUAUUUUGCAAAGAAAUGCUAAACAAUUUUUGGUCAGAAUAUGUCCACGAUACAAUAUGUAUGGCAUGUUACACGAUAUUGUCACAGAUACUAUAAAAUUUAGGAUUACAGCCAUUAUAGACGAACGUUACCAGCGAACUAAAGAAACAAUUUUAGAAAUGAAAUCUUCUAAUUUAAGUAUUUGUCUAUCUAGUGAAGUUAAUAUUUUGAAAGAUAUACGAGAUUUUAUCGAGCCUAUUAGUAUAGUUGCAAAACAUGAUUUUUUACACGAUAACGUAUCAAAUGAGUUUUGUAAAUUUUGUCCUGUUGAAAAACACAAUAAGAUACAAAAUGUAAAAGUUUUACUUCCUUUUAAUAUUGGUUGUGGAGAAGACAAGAUCUGUAAUUCUAAUAUAUCUGUUACUGCAAAAUUUUAUAAUGUAAGAGAUAACGAUAUGUGGAUAAUUGGUUCAAACGAUAUAAGUUUAAAAAUUAAUUUAAAAAAUUAUGGAGAACCUGCAUAUCUUACCAUACUCGAGUUUAAGUUCCCUGAAAGAGUAAUAUUACGUAGUAUUUUACCCUCUUGUCAAGAAGAUAUUUCUAAAGAAAAUUUAAUAGUAAUUUGUGAUGUAGGAAAUCCUAUUUGGAAAGAAGAAGAGAAAAAUGUCAAAUUAGAUUUGAAUAUGAGAUAUUUAAUUAAUGGAUCAUUACAUGACCAUAAAUUAUAUUUUUAUAUAACAAUAAAGACUCGUAGUAUAAAUCAUGGAAUGACAAGUAUAAUUAAAACUCUUAAUUUAGUAAACGAAGUUUCUCUCUCUUUACAUGGAAAACCAAAUGAAGAAGCCUAUUAUCUAACUACUUUAAACGAAAUUGCUCAAAAUGUUACUUUUCAACAUACUUAUCAAGUAUAUAAACUUGGGGCAUCACCAAUAGAAGUUGCGCAAUUGAUUGUUAAAAUACCAUUAACUUUUAAAGACUUACAUUUGAUAUACAUGUAUAAAUCUCAAUUAUACAUAUCAGGAGAACUUUUUGAAUGUUCAUCAGAGACUAAUUUAUUGGAUAUUCAAGGAGAAUCAUCUUUAGAGCAAUUUGAUAUAUCUCUGUUUUCCAAUAAAAUACGACAAAAUAAUAAUUAUAUAAUAAAUGAAAAAGAUCAAUUUAACUCAAUAGAAGGAUCAGCUUUAUAUUUGAAUAAUAUGAAUAUUAAAGCUCCAAAAAUAUUAAAUGAAAAUUGGACAAAUGAUAUUAUUUACAUGAAUUGUUCAACUCCUUAUAUAAAUUGUAUAACUAUUAUAUGUGAUUUAAAUACACUGAAAACAUUACAAGACAUUGGAAAGAUGACAAUUGAAUUUUUUUUAAAUGUUGAUAAACUUAAAGAUAUCUUUAAAAACAAUAGAGCUAUUUUAAAAUAUGCUACUGAAGUGAGCGCAAAAAUAAUAAAACCUGAUAAGAUGUUGUAUAUUAAUGGAACUCGAUCUACAAUGGAAAUUGUGACAAUAUUUUACAAUAUCCCAAAAAUGGAAAAGUUACAGCCAUGGAUUAUUCUUAUCUCUAUUUUAAUAGGAAUAUUAUUAUUGUUUAUUUUUGCUGCGAUUUUAGGAACGUUGGGUUUUUUUAAACGGAAAAAAAAGCAAGCUUUAACAAAUCAAGAAUGUAAUGAAAUGAUAGAAAAUGAAACUGCGAUUAACUCUGAAAACACGUGAUAUAACGAGUAAAAAGAACUUAAAAAAUAUUUAAAAAAUAUUUAUAUCGAAUAUUACGCGUAUAUUCUGUAAAAAGAAAAUUAUAUUUGAUAAACUUUUAAUAUUUAUUUACAUUAUAUUCAUAAUCUCCGAUGAAAAACGCCCAUAUAUGUAUACAAAUUUCUAUUUUUAUUAAUUAUAUCUUAUUGUACUUUCAAUUCGUACAUUGUAUUCAAACAUCUUAACUUGACAAAAACAUAUAAUGUAAAAACAUAUCUUAAACAUGUACAUCAAUCAGUAUGUAGCUAUUUACAUUUUUUUUUAAUUACAAACGAAAAAAUAAACGCAAUAAUUUGCAUUGCAUUAUAACAAUAUCCAGUGGAUUAAUUUCCCAUUCCUCGCAACAAGUAAAAAAUUAUUUCUUUUACUUUUUCUU